Eruca vesicaria subsp. sativa (arugula) is the source of this 1481-nucleotide messenger RNA. The record is from the annotation of a GenBank genome assembly. NCBI's taxonomy places the organism in Eukaryota, Viridiplantae, Streptophyta, Magnoliopsida, Brassicales, Brassicaceae.
GAGCUAUCAAAUUCCAUUUUUGAAGCUCUCCACUCUCAUCUUUUUUCCCUCUAAAUCUCUCUCUCAACUCCUCUGCUCUUCGGAAUCCAAUGGAUAUCUCUUCUUCCUCCUCAUUCCAUCAAGCUCACAAAGUCUCUCUCUUGCGUCGUCAACCCUCUUCUCCGGUCAACUCUGUCUCCGUCAUCGGAUUCUCGCUUCCUCAGAUCACCUCUCCGUCUCUAGAUAAAUGUCGCCGGAAAGGGAGCUCUUUUGGCGUUGUUAGAGCUUGUGUUGCUGUGGAAGAGAAGACACGAACUGCUAUCAUCAGAAUUGGUACAAGGGGAAGUCCUUUAGCUCUUGCUCAAGCCUACGAGACACGAGCAAAGCUCCAAGCAAAGCACCAGGAACUCACUGAAGAAGGAGCGAUUCAUAUAGAGAUUAUCAAAACCACUGGUGACAAGAUUCUCUCUCAGCCUCUUGCUGAUAUCGGUGGGAAAGGACUUUUCACCAAAGAGAUAGACGAGGCGUUGAUAAACGGUCAUAUCGACAUAGCAGUCCAUUCGAUGAAGGAUGUCCCUACUUAUCUACCUGAGAACACAAUUUUGCCGUGUAACCUUGUGCGUGAAGAUGUCAGAGAUGCGUUUAUCUGUCUGACUGCAGCUUCAUUAGCUGAGCUUCCAGCUGGAAGCAUUGUUGGAACAGCUUCUCUCAGGAGAAAGUCUCAGAUACUCCACAAGUAUCCUUCAUUAGCUGUUGAAGAAAACUUUAGAGGGAAUGUGCAGACAAGACUAUCAAAGCUCCAAGGAGGAAAAGUCCAUGCUACCCUAUUGGCGUUAGCUGGUCUCAAGAGGUUGAGCAUGACAGAGAACGUUGCAUCAGUCUUAUCUCUUGAUGAGAUGCUUCCAGCUGUUGCUCAAGGAGCAAUAGGAAUUGCCUGCAGAACAGAUGAUGAUAAAAUGGCAAGUUACUUGGCCUCGCUGAACCACGAGGAGACAAGGCUAGCGGUUGCAUGCGAGAGAGCGUUUCUUGAGACGCUUGAUGGCUCAUGCCGUACUCCUAUUGCUGGAUACGCUGCCAAGGAUGAAGAAGGCAACUGUUAUUUCAGAGGUUUAGUUGCUUCUCCUGAUGGUACUCGAGUUCUUGAGACCUCAAGAAAAGGUCCGUAUGUGUUUGAAGACAUGGUCAAGAUGGGAAAAGACGCUGGGCAAGAGCUGCUGUCCCGAGCUGGUCCUGGCUUCUUCGGAAACUAAAGCAUUCAAAGAAGAGGAGGAGAUAGAAAAAAGGGAUGUGAUAUGGACAGUAUCUAGGGUUUAGGAGUGUUUCCAACGUCAUAGAUCCCUUUUCUUCCAGCUAAAUUUGUUGUAACUUUUGAGAGAGAAAGAUAACCUUGUUGUAUUGCUUGUUUGUAUUUAGAUUACAUUCUCUUGCAACUGUACCUUUUUAUCUAUAGAGGAACAAUAAAAACAGAGACUAUUGCAGCAGCACUGAAAGGUCAAUACUAG